Messenger RNA from Pseudonaja textilis, 5145 nucleotides. The record is from RefSeq and is a predicted model, not a curated record. NCBI's taxonomy places the organism in Eukaryota, Metazoa, Chordata, Lepidosauria, Squamata, Elapidae.
AUGAAGAGGCGUCCUAAUUCACUGAACAUCCCCCUCACCGAUGAUAUGGUACGUGGGCAGGUGGGGGCCAAGAUUGCCCCCGCAGUGGACCACUGGCACCUGAGUGACCUCAGUCAGCUGCAAUCCAACUCCGUCUACAAGUGUCCACCUGAUGAAAUGUCGGAAUCUGGACAGUCCUCUGCAGCCGCCACGCCCAGCACCACAGGAACAAAAUCGAAUACCCCCACAUCCUCGGUGCCCUCGGCUGCUGUGACGCCCCUGAAUGAGAGCCUUCAGUCGAUGAACGACUACGUCACCUCCAAAAACAACAAACGGUCACGGGAGAAACGCAACAGCCGAAAUAUGGAAGUUCAAGUGGUCCAGGAGACAAGGAACGUGAGCAUAGGAAUGGGAAGCAGUGACGAGGGGUCGGAUUUUCAAGAUAUUGACUCUACUCCAGAGUUGGACAUGUGCCAGGAUCCUAGACUGGAGCGCUCAGGGAACAGCCCAACACAAGGGAUAGUGAAUAAAGCCUUUGGCAUCAAUACUGAUUCCCUGUAUACCGAGCUUACUGAAGUCGGCUCAGAGGCCAUUGGAGACGUGGACGAAGGAGCAGAUCUACUAGGGGAAUUUUCAGGAAUGGGCAAAGAAGUGGGGAAUCUCUUGAUGGAGAAUACGCAGCUGCUAGAAACCAAAAAUGCUUUGAAUAUUGUGAAGAAUGACUUAAUUGCAAAAGUGGACCAGCUUACAGGAGAACAGGAGGUGUUGAAAGGAGAGCUGGAAGCAGUGAAGCAGGCGAAAUCCAAAAUGGAAGCCCGUGUCAAGGAACUAGAGGAAGAGCUUAAAAAAGUGAAAUCGGAGGUGAUAGUUGCCCGCCGAGAACCCAAAGAAGAGUUGGAGGAUGUAAGCAGCUAUCUCUGUACAGAAUUGUCCUCCUCCUCCCCCCUGCAGGACAACAUCCCUAUUGCUCAGAGACGGCGCUUCACCCGUGUGGAGAUGGCUCGUGUUCUCAUGGAGCGCAACCAGUACAAGGAAAGGUUGAUGGAGCUGCAGGAGGCUGUCAGGUGGACAGAGAUGAUCAGAGCCUCCCGGGAACAUCCUUCCGUUCAGGAGAAGAAAAAAUCCACCAUUUGGCAAUUCUUCAGCCGAUUGUUCAGUUCUUCCUCCAGCCCUCCACCAGCGAAAAGGAGCUACCCAUCAGUGAAUAUCCACUACAAAUCUCCCACAGCAGCUGGGUUAAGCCAGCGUCGCAGUCAUACCUUGUGUCAAAUCUCUGCCGGGAACCGAACUCUUGAGUUUUUCCCAGACGAUGAUUGCACAUCAACGGCACGCCGUGAGCAGAAGCGAGAGCAAUACCGUCAAGUCCGCGAACACGUCCGGAAUGAUGAUGGCCGCUUACAGGCCUGCGGGUGGAGCCUGCCAGCCAAAUACAAACAGUUGAGUCCCAAUGGUGGCCAAGAAGAUAAUCGGAUGAAAAAUGUCCCUGUGCCCGUUUACUGUCGUCCCUUGGUGGAAAAGGACCCUACCAUGAAGUUGUGGUGUGCAGCUGGUGUAAAUUUGACCGGCUGGAAGCCCGGAGUGGAACCAGAUGUUACAAAUGGUCAAAAACCUGAUCCGGGAUGUGAUCCACUUACCUGUGAUCGAGAGGCGGAAGGAGAGAAUACGAAGAGUAAUCACCCAUCUCCAGAAAAGAAAAAGACCAAAGAACUUCAUGAGAUGGAUGCCACAUCCAGUAGAGUCUGGAUCCUCACCAGCACCUUAUCUACUAGCAAAGUGGUCAUCAUUGAUGCCAACCAGCCAGGAACGGUGGUGGAUCAUUUCACAGUGUGCAACGCCCACGUCCUUUGCAUCUCCAGCAUUCCAGCGGCCUGUGAUACUGACUAUCCUCCUGGAGAAAUCUUUCUAGAAAGGGACUUGAAUCCUGAGGAAUCUUCGGGAACAGAUGGAGUCUUAGCAGGCAUCACUUUAGUUGGCUGUGCAACUCGUUGCAAUGUUCCCAACAGCAAUUGCUCCUCCCGUGGCGACACCCCCGUGUUGGAUAAAGGACAAAAUGAAGUGGCUGCCACGAGCAAUGCUAGGAUUGAUCAGUCCCAGUCCACGGAAGAAGCCACCGAAGCCACGGAGGUGCCAGAGAAUGGCGUGAGCGAAAUGGAGCCAGCUCAGGUCCGGACUGGCCCCCUUACAGAACAUGUGUUUACUGACCCAACUCCAGCUCCAGCACCUGCAAGGCAGAACAGUGAGAAUGGACAUCCCAAAAUGGAGUCGAGCACAGCCGUGCCAGAUCAAGAGGCAAAUGGCAAUGCAGUGGGUGCUACCACCAGUGCCGCCCCCACCAUGUGGCUUGGAGCACAGAACGGCUGGUUGUAUGUACACUCAGCAGUGUCAAACUGGAAGAAGUGCCUACAUUCCAUCAAGUUGAAGGAUUCAGUACUAAGUUUGGUACACGUGAAAGGGCGAGUCCUUGUGGCCCUGGCAGAUGGGACCCUUGCCAUUUUCCAUCGGGGAGAAGAUGGUCAGUGGGAUCUCAGCAAUUACCAUCUCAUGGAUCUAGGCCACACCCAUCAUUCCAUUCGCUGCAUGGCUGUGGUAUACGACAGAGUGUGGUGUGGCUACAAGAACAAAAUUCAUGUCAUCCAGCCAAAGACAAUGCAGAUCGAGAAGUCCUUCGAUGCUCAUCCUCGCCGGGAGAGCCAGAUCCGGCAGCUGGCCUGGAUUGGAGAUGGAGUUUGGGUUUCCAUCCGUCUGGACUCCACUUUACGGCUCUAUCAUGCCCACACUCAUCAACAUCUCCAGGAUGUGGAUAUUGAGCCCUAUGUCAGCAAAAUGUUAGGGACUGGAAAACUGGGUUUCUCCUUUGUGCGAAUCACAGCUUUACUCAUCGCUGGCAAUCGCCUGUGGGUCGGCACGGGCAACGGAGUGGUCAUUUCUAUCCCUUUGACUGAGACGGUAGUCCUUCACCGAGGUCAGCUUCUUGGGCUCAGGGCCAACAAGACCUCGCCAACAUCUGGAGAGGGGAACCGCCCUGGAGGGGUCAUCCAUGUCUACGGUGGAGAUGACAGCAAUGACAAGUCCACCAGUAGCUUCAUCCCCUAUUGUUCGAUGGCACAAGCCCAGCUCUGUUUCCAUGGACAUCGCGAUGCGGUCAAGUUCUUUGUCUCCGUCCCUGGAAACGUCCUUGCCACGUUGAAUGGGAGUGUCCUGGACAGUCCUUCAGAGAACCCCAGCACAGAUACCGUCGAGGAGGAAGGACAGAAGCUGAAAAAUGUCCUCGUGCUAAGCGGGGGUGAAGGAUACAUUGACUUCCGGAUUGGAGAUGGAGAAGACGACGAGACCGAAGAAAACACGGGCGAUGUUGCCCAGGUGAAGCCUAUUCUCUCCAAGGCUGAACGAAGCCACAUCAUCGUCUGGCAGGUAUCUUAUAUCCCGGAAUGAGCCUCUCUUCUCUUCCUGCCAAUGUAAUUUUUCUCCCUUCUACUGACACCCACUUCCCGAAUGCCAAUAUGUACAUAUGGAACUUUUGCAUAAUUCCUACCGCUGGCCUGUCCGAUCCCAGAUAACUACAACUGUUCCUGUGCCAUGAAGUGGCUCCCUCCCUCUCCAGGUUUACAGUGAUGGUCUUUGAGCUGGUGGGACUUUCUAGACUGGCUGGGUUACCGCUGCCUUUCCGGCAAGAGGGAAUUUGUGGUUGAAGGUGUUGCAUCAGAAGUCGAGACGCGCAAAGGAAGAUCACCCCUUGGCUCAGAAGGACCGGACAACUUUUCCCUCCUUCUCUUCCUUCCUUCCUUCUUUCCUUCUUUCCUACCUGCAUGGAGAAAAGUACCUAUGAACUGCUUAACUGGCUCACUCCCUUUGCCAACACGGAAAUCGCGACGACCGUUGGAUUGGGUCUCCAAGCCAGUAUGAGCGAGAUGUUUUUUGAGAGCAAGCAACAUCCCUGUUACCUUUCUCCUUCGCAAUUAUUCUGUGAGGUCCGGGCACGAAUUUAGGAGCGAUCUGAACUUGGCUAAAAUGUCUUAAAAUCUGUACCAGGAAGGUUUUCAGGUAUGUUUGGGAAUUAUAGCCACAUGUCAGCAGUUGGCAUUGUAUCUAAAAUAUGGGCUCUGGGCACAGGAUGAGUCCCCAUCGCUAAAUUUAUUUUAAUUGGGCACUGGUGGGUUCACUGUGGUCUAGGCACCACUCUGGUAAACCGUUCUGGGCUCUUGGAAGGAGCAGAAGGAUAGAGUUGCAAUAAAGAUAAUAAGGGUUUACCAGAUGAGCAGGCAGGUUAUCUGAAGGUGGGAUUGCCUUCUUGCUACUCCAUACCUGCCUUAUAGCAAAUGGCAUCCUAAAGGAUGAGAAGGCAAUGUACACAUUUAGGAUCUUGUUUACAGCAAGCCAGAAAAACCUGAACUUCUUCCUCCUUGAAAUAUUGCAGUGUUCCAGAACUGUGUUGGAUGGAUAUUUUGGAGGGUAAAGCCACGUUCAAUGUAUCUGGGGGAACUGCAGGAAUAUAAGUCAGGUUAUCUUAUCUCGAAAAGAGAAAAGUCAGGGUAGGAACUAGGAGAAAUUCAAGCAAACAUGGAAGACAAAUGGGUCAGAGAAUGUAAGAGUGGAAACUAGAAAGAGAUAGGCAAUUGCCCGGGAGAAGGAAGUAGGGAGGAGGGGAAGUGAAGGAUAGCUGGAGGUUCCUUCUUAGACUAGGAGUUGUAGAAGCAGCAACAGAAAUCUGAGAUGGACGAGUCUGAUGAGGUCCAAAAAAGCUGCUAAGGAGAUGAACUUUUAUCUUCUAUAAAGAUACAUUAUUUGGAGGUGUUUCAAAGGUUGAUGAGCUUGGUCAGACCCCAGAACCAUCCCAGAUGGGCUUGGUAUCUCUUCUAGCCUUUCUCAACUGGAUGCCUUCCAGCUGGGUCUAUCAAUGCAAUUCCCCCAGUCAGUUAAGGUCAGCUUCUAGGGUCUUCAUCGACACAUCCUUGUUGGUUUCUUCUUCCCCUUUUCCCAACCACAGUCUGGCCUACAACCCUGGGGUUUGUUGAUGGCCGCCUAUGCCAGUCUGACCUGCUUGGCUUUGGGGGAUCAGCCAUGGUUCGCCAGGUGCUACCACCUACCUAAACAUAUGAGGACUAUGGUUCCCCGAAACUCUUAAAUCAAGGCACUUCUAACUUGGCAAGUUUAAGACUUGUGGACUUC